GGUCUGGUCUAUGGGUGUUGAACAGAUGUCUCCGCCUGUUAGGAAUCUAAAGUGCCUCUCACCGAUGAUGUGUCAGUGUAAGGUCAUCUGCAGCAACCGGACUCUCUCCCUCAUGUUCGGUUGCAAGAAGUACCGGUACCAGGAUGAGGAGACACCCCCCUUGGAGCACAGUCCAGCCCAUUUGGGUCAAGGGAAAAGCGCUGAGAUGCUUCACAUGAGCGAUAAGAACCUCGCCGCCAUGGAGGCAAUGCAUGGCUACACGCCGCACACACACAUCUCCCCUAUCAAGCCAGUGUUGAUGUCGUCAGGCCACACUCCUAUGUACACCUCUGCUGUUUCCACACUGGGAAAUUCUCCUCCAGUGAUGGUGAACACUGACACACUUGACGGCUCCCCCUACGUCAACGGGACAGAGGGGGAAAUUGAGUAUGAAGAGAUUACACUGGAAAGAGGUAACUCAGGCCUGGGCUUCAGUAUAGCUGGGGGGACAGAUAACCCUCAUGUUGGUGAUGACCCCAGCAUCUUCAUCACCAAGAUCAUCCCUGGAGGAGCUGCGGCCCAGGACGGACGGCUGAGUGUGAAUGACAGUAUCCUGUUUGUAAAUGAUGUUGAUGUGAGGGAGGUGACCCACAGUCUGGCUGUAGAAGCUCUGAAGGAGGCGGGGGCCAUCGUCCGCCUCUACGUGCUGCGCAGGAAACCAGCCGCAGAGAAAGUUACAGAGAUCAAACUCAUCAAAGGGCCCAAAGGUUUAGGUUUCAGCAUCGCUGGAGGAGUGGGUAACCAGCACAUUCCAGGAGACAACAGCAUCUAUGUCACUAAGAUCAUCGAGGGUGGAGCUGCUCACAAGGACCAGAGGCUGCAGAUAGGGGAUAAGAUACUGGCGGUGAACAGUGUGUGUCUGGAGGACGUGAUGCACGAGGAUGCAGUGGGAGCCCUGAAGAACACAGCUGAGGUGGUUUACCUCCGGGUGGCCAAGCCUAACAACCUCUACCUGAACUCCUACAACCCCCCUGACCUCACCAGCACAUACUCCCCUCACAUGGACACAGAUCUUGGCCCCACCUACCUUGGAUCAGAUUACCCACAAGCUCUCACUCCCACCUCGCCCAGUCGCUUCUCUCCGGUGUUGCACAGCUUGAUGGGGGAUGAAGAUCUUCCCAGGGAGCCUAGGAGAGUGCUGAUCCACCGGGGUUCUACAGGCCUGGGUUUUAACAUCGUGGGAGGAGAGGAUGGAGAGGGAAUCUUUAUCUCCUUCAUCCUGGCAGGGGGGCCUGCCGACCUCAGCGGAGAGCUGCGCAAGGGCGACCAGAUCCUCAGCGUAAAUGGAGUGGACUUGCGUAUCGCCACCCAUGAGCAGGCUGCUGCAGCCCUGAAGAACGCUGGCCAGACUGUCACCAUCAUUGCCCAAUACAGACCAGAGGAAUACAGCCGUUUCGAAGCAAAGAUCCACGACCUGAGGGAACAGCUGAUGAACAGCAGCAUGGGAUCUGGUCAGACAACACUGAGGAGCAACCCCAAGAGAGGCUUCUACAUCAGGGCCCUGUUUGACUAUGAUAAGACAGCAGACUGUGGUUUCCUGAGCCAGGCGGUGGGCUUCAGGUUUGGUGACGUGCUCCAUGUCCUGGACUGUGGUGAUGAGGAGUGGUGGCAGGCCAGACGGGUCAGUCCUCCGACAGAAGCUGAGGAGGUCGGCUUUAUUCCCAGCAAACGCAGGGCAGAAAGGAAAGAGUGGUCUCGCAUGGGCACAAAAGAAAGGGAUCACAGUCGAGACAGCCUCGGGUCUCAAGGAAGGGAUGAUUCUCAACACAGCUAUGAAACAGUCACACAAGUGGAGGUCCAUUAUGCGAGGCCCAUCAUCAUAUUGGGUCCUAUAAAGGACAGGGUAAAUGAUGACCUGCUGUCGGAGUUCCCUGACAAGUUUGGAUCUUGUGUCCCUCACACUACACGGCCCAAGCGUGAGUACGAGGUGGACGGGCGGGACUACCACUUUGUGUCGUCGCGGGAACAAAUGGAGAAGGACAUCCAGAGCCACCGUUUCAUCGAGGCGGGCCAGUACAACAGCCACCUGUACGGCACCAGCGUCCAGAGUGUUCGCCAGGUGGCAGAGCAGCAAGGAAAACACUGUAUACUGGACGUGUCGGCCAAUGCUGUCCGCAGACUACAGGCCGCUCAGCUUCACCCUGUCGCCAUCUUUGUCCGGCCCAAGUCACUGGAGAAUGUCCUAGAGAUCAACACUCGACUGACAGAAGAGCAGGCCAGAAAGGGCCUGGACCGUGCUCUCAAACUGGAACAGGACUUUCUAGAGUGUUUCUCAGCUGUGGUGGAAGGAGACAGCUUCGAGGAGGUUUACCACAAGGUGAAGACGGUGAUCGAGGAGCAGUCGGGGCCUUACAUCUGGAUCCCCACCCGGGAGAGGCUGUGAGGCUGCCCCAUAACCCACCCCCACCCCCCCAACCACCCUCAGUCUGCCCUCCAGCCCAACCAGGGCAGAGAGACAGAGAGAGAAAGACAGACAGAGGAACACGUGAAGAUAGAGACAGGAGGGGAAACAUAAUCACACAGAGAGAGAGAGAGACACAGAAUAACACUAAAAGAGACACAUAAAUAGAAACACAGAGAGAUAGACAUGGACGGUAUUGAAUAAAUAUGAAUAUAUUAUCAAUGUGUAGUGAGUACUGAGAAAGACUGGACAGGGGUGACCUAGUUGGGUGUGGCAGGGCGGGUCAGGGGGCGUCCCCGGAGUAACACAGGGUAAAUGAUCCACAAUCUCUCCCUCUCCUUCUCUCUGUCUCAUUGGCUGCCUUUGACAUCCCCGCCGACAAGGUGGCAAAACCAUCAGCAUCCAUCUGAUCCUUCCUUUUUUAUCCCUUAGCCUUCUCUCCUCCUCCUGUCUCCCCUCUCCUUUCAGGACAUGAAAAGGAGGGAGAGAGAGAGAGAGAGAGAAGGAGAGUGCAUAGACUAUGGAAGGACACAGAUCCUAUUGGGUCCCUCUAAUCCAGAGGAGGCUCUUUUCUAGUGAAGAGGCUUUGCUCUAUGAACAACAUCCCACUAACCAAGACAGGCAUUUGCUCAAUCACCCACGAAAAGCAUUGCAAGAACAUUUUUAAAAAGCAGCACAAAUGAAAACUCAGAAGUUGAACUUGUGCAUGCGUCCUCAGAGGACUCGGAGAUGGGAGUUGAGGAAAAUGACGGAUAUUAUGAAGACCCUAUAGAGAAAAAGAAGAAGAAGAAGAAUGGCCACCCGUCUUUCUGUUUUUCCCUCCUUUUUGAUGGUGGGAGGUUUUUAGCAUGUCUCUACAGAGAGAGGAGCAGAGCGGUGCAGACAAGGAAAGAGGGGGGUGUCUUUCUUGUGUGCAAACUCACUGUGUGCAUUGACAAUGGAAGACCUCACAGUAUAACCACUGGGUCUCUUCUGUACCGCACACACAGUCAGCCGUACAGUAGUACCAUUCUAAUCCACCUGGCUGUUCUCCAAAAGCACUGGUUGUUCUGCCUGUUUGCAACAGGCAAGUAGAUCCCAGGCUGAAUGUUCUCUUAAUGCACAACAGCAGAAUUCUUAUGUUCAGCUCUUUAGUGUGAAGAGCACCGCAGCCAAUUCUCUGAUCACUCUUCCAAAAAGACCCCUCAACAACCCACACACAGUGUUCUCACUGGCCGCUCUGAGCAGUGGUGUGUGUGUGUGUGUGUGUGUGUGUGUGUGUGUGUGUGUGUGUGUGUGUGUGUGUGUGUGUGUGUGUGUGUGUGUGUGUGUGUCUCUUCCUCCCGACCACUCUUUCUCUGCCUCUUUCUUUCUCUCGCUCUAUGUUCGUCACACAUGAAGGCUACUUAUAUAUAACACGUUUAACAGACAAAAUGGCCUAUAUAAAUAUAUAUUUUUAAUGACGAUUUCUAACAGGAGUUGGAGACUGUAAAAUGUAAAAUCUCUUCAACAAUUUUCCAUUGCUUUCUUUGGGUAAUGUUUCUCUUGUGUUUGGUGAUUUGUUUUGGUCAUUGACUUUGCUUGAUUUCCCACUCCACACAACACAGUCCUGACAAACAAACACACAAAGAAACACAUAAUAGCUGAACUAUACCUGAGAAAUACCUGAGAAAUACCUGAGAAAUACCUGAGAAAUACCUGAGAAAUACCUGAGAAAUACCUGAGAAAUACCUGAGAUAUACCUGAGAUAUACCUGAGAUAUACCUGAGAUAUACCUGAGAUAUACCUGAGAUGUACCUGAGAUAUACCUAAGCUGUACCUGAGAUAUACCUGAGAUAUACCUGAGAUAUACCUGAGAUAUACCUGAGAUAUACCUGAGAAAUACCUGAGAAAUACCUGAGAAAUACCUGAGAAAUACCUGAGAAAUACCUGAGAAGUACCUGAGAUGUACCUGAGCUGUACCUGAGAUACCUGAGAUGUACCUGAGAUAUACCUGAGAUAUACCUGAGAUAUACCUGAGAUAUACCUGAGAUGUACCUGAGCUGUACCUGAGCUGUA
Molecule: messenger RNA, 4477 nt
Organism: Oncorhynchus nerka (sockeye salmon)
Lineage: Eukaryota; Metazoa; Chordata; Actinopteri; Salmoniformes; Salmonidae
Product: disks large homolog 4-like
Exons: 22
Coding region: 11-2422 (803 amino acids)
Biological process (GO): establishment or maintenance of epithelial cell apical/basal polarity; AMPA glutamate receptor clustering; postsynaptic neurotransmitter receptor diffusion trapping
Cellular component (GO): neuromuscular junction; neuron projection; basolateral plasma membrane
Molecular function (GO): kinase binding
Source: RefSeq, a predicted model, not a curated record